AGAAGAGUUUCGUGUUUUUUUCACAAAGCUAUUCGGAGAUGGCGGAGCACUUAGCAUCUAUAUUCGGAACAGAGAAGGAUCGAGUGAAUUGUCCUUUCUACUUCAAAAUCGGCGCUUGCCGUCACGGUGAUCGAUGCUCGCGUCUCCACACCAAGCCAAGCAUCAGCCCUACGCUUCUCCUUUCGAACAUGUAUCAGCGUCCCGAUAUGAUCACACCUGGUGUUGAUGUUCAUGGUAACCCUAUCGAUCCCCGUAAGAUUCAGGAACACUUCGAGGACUUUUAUGAAGAUCUGUUUGAGGAGCUGAACAAAUAUGGUGAGAUUGAGAGUUUGAACAUCUGUGACAAUCUCUCUGACCAUAUGGUUGGUAAUGUGUAUGUGCAGUUUCGAGAAGAAGAGCAAGCAGGAUAUGCGCUUCGCAAUCUUCAAGGAAGAUUCUAUGCAGGUCGUCCAAUCAUUGUUGACUUCUCUCCUGUCACUGACUUCCGUGAAGCUACUUGUCGACAGUAUGAGGAAGAUACUUGCAAACGUGGUGGAUACUGCAACUUUAUGCACCUUAAAAGCAUUAGCAGGGGAUUGAGGAGGCAGUUAUAUGGAAGAUACAAGAACAGGCAUAGUCAUAGCAGAAGUAGGAGCCCUUACAGGCAUCGUAGUCAUGAAGAUCGCUCUCAUGAAAGGCGUAGCCGCAGUAGAAGGCACGAGGAUGAUGAUGAUGAUAGUGAGAGCCGUACCAGGAGUAGAAGACACAGGAGCAAUAGUCCUCACCACAGAAGAGGAAGGAGGAGUACGAGCAGAAGUAGAAGUCCUGGUGGAAGGAGACAGAGAAGUCCUGUUAGGGAAGGGAGUGAGGAAAGACGUGCCAAGAUUGAGCAAUGGAACAGGGAGAAAGAAGAGCAGGAAAAUGCAAUAAACAGGGGAAAUGAAAAUUGCAGUGAUGGGCACAUGAAGAAGGAAGACUAUCAUCAGGAGGGUCCUUGCAACAAGAAGGCUGUGGAUACCACUAAGUAUAUCUGGUCAGUGCAAAUUUUCCUUCCGAUACAUCUCGUCAAUGUUAUAUAGGUAGAUUUCAGUUAGGUAUUAGUGUGUUACAUCAUUCAAUACACAUAGCUCACAGCCCAUUUUCCGCUGUGCAGGUUUGUGCAGGGUCAGAUACUCUGUGAUUAAAAUUAAUUAGUUUGCUUAGUUACAUUGAUUGGUUGCUGACAAUUUCUCUUGGGAAACUCAUGUAUGUGGUAUUAUUAGUAGUCCUUGCAUGUGCUUGCUUGCUUGAUUGCCCUGCUAUAGUGUGAACCACCCUUACCUUGUGUGGUGCAUUUGUGAAACCGUUCUAAAAAGCUUCAAGGUUUUAAUAUGCUCGGUUCUGUAAUUAGGUACUAACAAAGAAUGCAUUUCUCUGUGGUUUCUUGGGUUGGUUCAUACUUCACUUGUAGUCAUUGUGUUUAUUGCUCAGUUUGUUUAUGAAUUGGAUGUAGUACUGUAGAACUUUGUUUGUUGCUCAUAGUCAUAGUGUCAUUGAGUUGAUCAUUGUGUGUGUUUGUUCUGUUCCGGUGUGAGUUAUAUGUAGUGCAUGUAGAACUUUGUUUGUUACAGUCAGGGCAAUAUGACGAGUGCAAGUUGGGAAUAGAGCGAAUGCAACCAUAAGUCUCUGUAUUGGUUCUGGUCAUCUAAUCUCCCAACUCUUACUUUUCCCCCAUCUCUCUCUCUCUGGCUUUGGUUUUUUUGUAUGCUUACGGUUUUGUGAAGAUUUUUGCAGGUUCAGGUUUGGCCUUAUAGGAAUGAUAGGUGCGUAAAAAAAGGUUUGUUAACAAUCUGCGGAAUUUGUUUUACAGGUUUUAAUGGUGGCUUGAAGAUUUGUGUUUAAAAAGAUAUGCAGAUGCUAGGUCUUGUGGAUUCAAACUUUGUUUCAGACAGGUCUGAUGGUGGCUUGAAGAUUUGUUUUUUGUCUUUUGUGUUUUCAAUUUUCAGACUUGUUCUUGGCUUUGUAUGGAUAAUAUUUGUACGUUGGAAAGUUUAGUAUGAUUUAUAAAUGCAUAAACUAUGUCCAAAAUCCAACA
Molecule: messenger RNA, 2053 nt
Organism: Capsella rubella
Lineage: Eukaryota; Viridiplantae; Streptophyta; Magnoliopsida; Brassicales; Brassicaceae
Product: splicing factor U2af small subunit B
Exons: 5
Coding region: 39-1058 (339 amino acids)
Biological process (GO): mRNA splicing, via spliceosome
Cellular component (GO): spliceosomal complex; U2AF complex
Molecular function (GO): metal ion binding; pre-mRNA 3'-splice site binding
Source: RefSeq, a predicted model, not a curated record